GUCUCACACAGGCAAUAAUCUGACUUCCUAUGUCAUUGCGUUUGGGUCCUCUCUUGUAAACAUGGCGUCGUCCAGUAAGACACAGGUUAUCUCCCUCUAUCGGAUGCUAUUAAGGGAGAGCAAAAAAUUCCCCUCUUACAACUACAGGACGUAUGCACUUCGCAGAGUGAAAGAUGGCUUUAGAGAGAACCUUGCGGUGGACAACCCUAAAACGCUGGACGGGCUUUUAAACCAGGCUAGAGAGAGUCUUGCAGUCAUAAAGAGACAGGUGUCCAUUGGACAGUACUACACAACCCAGAAGACUGUUGUUGAGGAUCAAGCAAGCAGGCAUUUCUGACAACCAAGCUAAUGGUUUUGAUUGGGGACCAGAAGCAGAAAAGGUUUAAUGUAUAGGCAUCAGCCACACAUGCACUCGUUAUGCAACCUGCCAUGUAUACAUAUACCAAAAGUAAAGUGUACAUUUAGAUGUAUAUUAUUAUAGUUAUCUUUUGUUGUCCAUGUCAAGAUUA
Messenger RNA from Sardina pilchardus (European sardine), 509 nucleotides. RefSeq names its product LYR motif containing 4 (gene lyrm4a). The record is from RefSeq and is a predicted model, not a curated record. Bases 62 to 337 code for a protein of 91 amino acids. The transcript has 3 exons. Gene Ontology annotation, biological process: iron-sulfur cluster assembly. Gene Ontology annotation, cellular component: L-cysteine desulfurase complex; mitochondrion. NCBI's taxonomy places the organism in Eukaryota, Metazoa, Chordata, Actinopteri, Clupeiformes, Clupeidae.